UUAGUUUCUUUACUACCACAGCGACCAGCGUGCAACAAAAAACCACCAUGAAAUUCUUCGUCGCCCUCGUAUUGGCCUUCGUUGCCGUCUCCGCCUCUCCUCUGCCCCGUGACAAGCGGGCCGUCUUCUUCGCCGACUACCCGGCAGCCGCAGUUGCCUACGCCCCAGCCGCCUACCCUCACGCCUACGCCGCCACCGCCCUCUCCCCUGCUCCGGCCGCCGUGGUUGCCGCCGCCCCCGCCGCUGUCGGCGUCGUCGGCCGCUCCAGCAUCGUCCAAGCCUCACCCGGUGCUUACUCCGAGCUCACCCAUUUCUACUGAGCAAUUUACGCAGGUCCACCUUCACUUAGGAGAUGAUGGAUGUCCGCAUGGCGUUGAGUAGUUGGAGUCAAAACAUCAUUGCGUGUUUGUUAGUCUUUGUCAAAAAUUUGAGCCCAUAAUGAAUUUCUUAUGUGAACGUGGAAUGAAUAAAAUGAAGAGGAAAUUAUCUGAUAA
Bemisia tabaci is the source of this 494-nucleotide messenger RNA. RefSeq lists its product as uncharacterized. The record is from RefSeq and is a predicted model, not a curated record. Lineage: Eukaryota; Metazoa; Arthropoda; Insecta; Hemiptera; Aleyrodidae.